UUUUGCAAACCAACCGCCCGAGAGAUGAAAAUUGCGCCAACUCGGCGGUAGUCAGUGGCACUUUGGCCAGCAUUCGAAUCAAACGCAUUUUUCCGAGACCCGCGUCGUGCUCGCGUGUGCCUUUUCGGUUACAAGUGUGUUAUUUUUGCUUAAGUAUAUUACUACAAUUAGUGAGCAGCUCAUUUCGGGAAACGUGAUCUCUCCGGGUUCGAGUUCGUGUGUGACGCGAGUGCGAGACAGCGAAACGAAGUGCUUAUUGCUAAAGGGUGUGAAGUUGCAGUUCCGGAAGAAAAACAAGUGCAAGAUUUUCAAAUGAAGAUUCAAAUGAAAUGUCACGAUAAAGAUCUGAUUGCACGAUUGCGGAGAGUGUGAGAGUGUAAAGUGCGGUAGCAGAAAUACUCCACACGGGAAAUUGCACAUGGGGACCGCCGAAGAGGAAAAGCCCAACCAAGAAAGUAAACCUUGCUCCGUCUUUUGAGCGAGCGCGACACAUUCAAUGCGCUAAUUAGUGACAAGUGAUGUAAUUCGAACGAAGGAAAACGGGUGAUUUUUGCUUCUAAGCCCAGAUGCGUUACGAGACACGUAUAUCGGAGGUAAAGUGUAGUGUGAGCUAAUGCGCAUAUGCAUUUAUGCAAGCCACCACGGUGUAUGAAUAAUUAGCCCGAAAAAAGUGAUCGAACAGGUGUAACGAACCCUUCGUGCCGUGCCUUCCGUCGUCGUCGUCGUUGUCUGGAUCAAAUCGACUGUGAACCAAUUUCUUCCAGCGCCGAUCAAACUCUGCUUCCGCUCGCUAAUCAAAGUCGUGUGCCUGCCCACAUUUUCCGACUUUUCUUGCAACUCCUGAGGCAAGGCGCCCACACCCUCGUCUUCGAGACUUUAGCGAUAGUCGCUGUUCGAUUCCACCCGUUUGAUUUAAUCGACGAAAAUGGGAAGCAUUUUCAUACUGCUGUUUGGCUUUUAUCUGAUAUACCUCGAUGGGGUCAAUGCAUCCUGGGGAACACCGGAAAGCAACCAGUACCACAUCCAGACAGAUGAGGGCCCUGAGCGGUACUUCAGAUAUCAAACCGACAAUGGGCAGUUUCGUAAAGAGAAGCGCCUACAAGAUGGCACAGUUAUUGGAACCGACGCCUGGAUAGAUGCAUCCGGGUAUUUACGCCAGAAGGACUACAUUGCUGACGACAAGGGCUAUCGGAUACUGAAAUCGAAAACGGUGUACGUUGGGAGGGAUCUGCCGAUUCAGGACGCCAUCAAGUCCGUCAAGAAUCGACCGGCUGAUUCGGGGGUGCUUGUACCCCACGGUCCACCGUACCGUCCUUCCCCUCCACCGGAACCAGUUGCCGUGGUGCCCAGCACUCCGUCACCAAUCGCUCCUCCAGUGACCCCAGGCAUCAAAGCUGUAUUCAUAAGGCCUCACUCACAGCCUGUCAGCACAAACUAUUUGCCGGCGAAUAUUGCACGCGAUCAAUAUGUACCGCUUAGCAGAUACUACCCCACUAGCACGCAACGGCCUGACAUUUUCGUUCCUUCGAGUACGCCAUAUUCGCCACUAGCAGGAAAUGAUCUGUCAUCUACGCCUAUCGCUGUAUUUGGUCCAGCUUCGACGCCUUCACCGCUUGCCGAUCGAUCCCAGGCACAUUUACCACCACUAGUCAUCUACAAUACCGAUCAAAAACGACCGAACGACUACGAUCACCCGACACCACGUCCAGAAGAACCAAUCUACCAGCUCAGCAAUGAUCUCCUACCUCCGAAACAUCAGUUCAUCCAAGUGAUCCCUACCCCUGCCCAUCACCGCAGGCGUAUUCCUCAAGACCGGAGACGACCGGUAUACGUAGAACCCAUUAGCAUUACAUCGGCGGCACCGUUCUUAGAACGGGCAACUCCUGCUCCCAAACCGUUGGUGGUUCCCCUCUCCGACAACAACCUGGAGUCUCAACCCACCUUCAAUCGUGAUCUCUUGGAACCACCGCCAAGUUACGGCCAGAGGUACCAACCUAACCGGCGAUCCGAUCAUUCAUACGAUGGAGUAUCGGUAACCAACAAUGGCUUCCAGUACUACCUUCCGAGGCAGUACCACGAAGAGGCCAACUCGGGAAGCUCAACGCGGGAGGGUAGCUUUGGCUACAUCGAUCCUUUCGGUAUACGCCGAGUAGUUUACUACAAUACCGGUCCCGGCAAGGGUUUCGUCCACCGAAAGAACAACCGCUUCGUGGGAUUCAACGCGACGCCUUACGACCCACGACCACUGUGAGAAGGAUGUAUCGAGGAGGGAGGUAACGCCUCCAUCAAACGCCAACAACUGUUUUACGCUUCGAUUAAAUUAUUUAUUAGCAAAAGUCGCCCCCUUGAGUGACUAGCCAGUCGCGAUAUUUCAGAUCCAUGAUCUUACGAUAUGGAGCCGCUUGCGAAAAACCAAUUGCCAUAAUGUUAAGAGUGCUCUCCCAGGCAACCAUUUCACUAGUCUGUAAGUUUCGUCAGCGAAAGAAUUAUUUGUUUUGAGAAUCUACAUAAUUCCAUGUGAUAUGAAACAAAGCUAAUGAUGGUUUUCAGAUAUUAGUAGCAAGACAAAAAUCAAAUUAGGACUUCAGUAUUUUCAAAAAUUUUAGUUGACAACAGUCUCUGUUGCUUUUCUCGAAAUAACGGACAUCAGAUUCAAUAUUUUCUCAAACAAAUGAUUCAAUAGUUCUUUGUAGUAGAUCAUUCAAAUGAAUUGCGCCGUCUCUCUGUAGCUAUCCUAAUGCGUUAAUUCAAAACUUCUAAUCAAUUGUGAUGCAAGGCGCUGAUAGGACACAAGUGUCAAGAACCGCAGCACAGACUAAUUGCCAUAUUUGUAGGUUUUUCAACACACUCACAAACGCUAGAGUCGAUAACGCCCGAGUUGAAAAUUGGCACCGGUUCGGAUUCGAUGACAUUUCAGCGACUGGUUCUCUGAUGAUAGAUAUCCAUUUGGAACACUCACUCACCUCGUUUAAUAAGAAAUGAAAUUAAUUUUCAACAAUCAGCAUCAGCACCAUCAACUUACCACUUCAAAUGGAUUCCCGUCAUAGAGAACCCUCCAAAGGUCGUCCCAACAAUCAUUCGAAUCAAUCGGCCCUAGCCCCAGCGCUUGUUAAUAUUUAGUUUUGUAAGGAACUCAAUUUAGAAAGAAUACGCUGAUUCAGUGUGCUGUUUGUUAGGGGGCCUAUUUAUAAUGAACACCUACCAGUGUAGCAUAGAAAAUCGAUAGAAUUGCAUCCCCCGAAAUGAGCUUUGAAAGUAGAUAAGACAUUACGACGACACACAUUCGAGUAAGAGACACAUCACGCCAUGACCGAUAAACUGUGUAAUAAACUAUUAGAUCCAGUUUUCGA
Aedes aegypti (yellow fever mosquito) is the source of this 3350-nucleotide messenger RNA. Its product is annotated as proline-rich extensin-like protein EPR1. Gene Ontology annotation, cellular component: chitin-based extracellular matrix. Gene Ontology annotation, molecular function: structural constituent of chitin-based larval cuticle. NCBI's taxonomy places the organism in Eukaryota, Metazoa, Arthropoda, Insecta, Diptera, Culicidae. The record is from RefSeq and is a predicted model, not a curated record. The coding region runs from base 926 to 2251 and encodes 441 amino acids. The transcript is spliced from 5 exons.